AUGGGAUUCUUAGCUUUGUUCAUGGUGGCUCUAAUGCCAGUGUUGAAGACAUUGCUAUUGACAGCAGUUGGUCUAAUACUUGCCCUAGAUCGCAUUAAUUUAUUGGGUCCAACAGCAAGGCAUAACUUGAAUAAUUUGGUAUUUUACAUAUUCAGUCCUUGUCUAAUGGGCGCCUACCUAGCCAAGACGGUUACAUUUGAUGUUAUGGUUAACAUGUGGUUUAUGCCAGUAAACAUUUUGAUCACAUUUAUAAUUGGAUCGGUACUUGGAUGGAUACUAGUCAAGAUCACCAAGGCACCCCAUAAUUUGCAAGGACUUGUUAUAGGAUGUUGUGCUGCAGGAAAUUUGGGGAACUUGCUAUUAAUAGUAAUUCCAGCAAUAUGCAAUGAACCAAAGAACCCCUUUGGUGAAUACUCAAUUUGCAUGGCAGAUGGGGCAGCCUAUGUUUCUGUUUCCAUGGCGGUAGGAGCCGUGUAUAUUUGGUCUUAUGUUUAUGUUAUAAUGAAAAUAUCAGCUGAGAAAACCAACCGUGGUGAGAGAACAGACAGCCAUCACUCCGUUGUGAUAAUAAGGUCUUGUGAUGCAGCUUCAGAAAACACUGAACCCUUACUACUUUCCAAGGUUGGGGAAACUGUAUCUAAGUUAGAAAAGAUCAAGAACAGUACAUUUGGCGUUGUUCGAAGAAUGAGAAGUAUUAAUUUACAAAUGCUAUUCGCACCAACUACAAUUGGCUCUGCCAUAGGAUUUUUUGUUGGACUAGUCCCUCUACUAAAAAUGUUGCUAGUUGGUACAGAAGCUCCUCUUCGUAUAAUAUACAGUGCUUCUGAAAUACUAGGAGGAGCAACAGUACCCUGUGUAACACUCAUCGUUGGAGCUAAUCUUCUAAGAGGUUUAAGAAGAUCUGGAAUAAGUGUAUUAUUAGUAAUAGGGAUAAUGGUGGUGCGUUACAUAGCAUUGCCUCUGCUUGGAAUCGUAAUUGUAAGUGCUGCUAACCGCUAUGGUCUGGUCGGAUCCAACCCAUUGUAUCAGUUUGUGCUCAUGCUUCAGUUUGCUCUCCCACCAGCUAUGUCUAUUGGUACAAUAGCCCAACUCUUCGAAGCAGGCGAGGGUGAAUGUUCAGUGGUUAUGCUAUGGACGUAUGCUGUGUCCGCCCUAGCCUUAACUCUUUGGUCCACAUUCUUUAUGUGGCUCGUAUUAUAA
Molecule: messenger RNA, 1200 nt
Organism: Amaranthus tricolor (Joseph's coat)
Lineage: Eukaryota; Viridiplantae; Streptophyta; Magnoliopsida; Caryophyllales; Amaranthaceae
Product: protein PIN-LIKES 3-like
Exons: 10
Coding region: 1-1200 (399 amino acids)
Biological process (GO): endoplasmic reticulum to cytosol auxin transport
Cellular component (GO): membrane
Source: RefSeq, a predicted model, not a curated record